Molecule: messenger RNA, 1827 nt
Organism: Plasmodium inui San Antonio 1
Lineage: Eukaryota; Apicomplexa; Aconoidasida; Haemosporida; Plasmodiidae
Product: fused signal recognition particle receptor
Exons: 1
Coding region: 1-1827 (608 amino acids)
Biological process (GO): SRP-dependent cotranslational protein targeting to membrane
Cellular component (GO): endoplasmic reticulum membrane; signal recognition particle receptor complex
Molecular function (GO): signal recognition particle binding; GTPase activity; GTP binding
Source: RefSeq, a predicted model, not a curated record
AUGAUAGACGUCGUCAGAAUAUUCAGCAAGGGAGGACUCAUCCUCUGGUCCUACACCUUCUACGAAAUAGACGACGUGACAAUACGAACCAUCGUGAAGCAAAUACUUAUAGAGGAGAAGUACGAGGACUUCUGCAAAAAGUACAAUAAAUUCCACGCCAAAUGGAAACUGCUUAACGAUGUCGAUGUUGUUAUCCUCAUUGUUUAUCAAGGGAUACAGAAUUCUGCUUAUGUAGAGAAUUUAUUUUUAAGAAUUAAAAAAUCCUUUGUGAAGCUUUUGCCCAAAAGUUUGGACUACUUUGAUGUGGACCUGCCCCUGAACUUCGACAAACAGUUUUUGAAAAUCGUCGAGGACGUGGAGGCUAAAAUGGCCUCCACGGGGGCGGGGGCGGACAGACGGGGAAGCGUGGACGGACGAAAGGGAAGCAAAGAUGGGCGGAAAGGCAGCAUAGGCGGACGACGAAACAGCGCAGACACGCGAACCAGCACCGAUAAAUCGAGGGAUAAUCAUACGGACGCUAGCGAAGACACAGGUGCCAGCGAACGCACAGAUGCAGACAGCUACUCAGACAACAGCGACGGAAAUUAUGACGAAACCAAAGGGAAGAGCAAACCUGGCGGACACAAAAUGGAAGUACAGAAAUACAGCAAGCAGAGAAGCGACGAGGAUGACAAAACGCUGGAGGACGAUGAACCGAGUGUAAAGCGAAAAAGUAAAACGAAGAAAAAAAGUGCAAGGGAAUGGGAACUAAGCAAAAAGAUAACCAAAAGGGACAUCGAAAAAUUGGAUUACUCAAAAAAUGAAAAGAACUCAACCGAUGUACACGAAAUGAAUAAGUACCAAGGAGAGUUUGACGACUCAAGUGACUGCAAUGUGGAUAGUAAUAAUAAUCUACUCAACAAAUUAAAUGAUUCCAUUUUGAAGGUCUUCUCGUACAAUAGUAAGAUAGAGGAAAAUGACAUUGAGGCAGUCUUACAAGGAGUUAAAAAUAAGCUGCUCUCUAAAAAUGUGGCAGUAGGAAUAUGUGACACGCUGAUUGAGAAGAUGAAGGGGAACCUAAUUGGAAAGAAGAAAACCCUCUUCUCUAUGAAUGUCAAAAAAACAAUUUCCACUGUUUUGUCCGAGACUAUCCAAUCCAUAUUGAUACCAAAAGAAUCGGUUGAUGUCCUCCGAGCCGCCUUGGAAGCAAAAUCGAUUGGCAAAUUAUACUCAAUUGUUUUCUUGGGUGUUAAUGGAGUAGGGAAAUCAACAAAUUUAGCCAAAGUUUGCUAUUAUCUUAAGACGAAAGGGAAUCUAAAAAUUAUGAUCGCCGCGUGCGAUACUUUUCGAGCCGGUGCCGUGGAACAGCUAAGAACCCAUGCCAAUUGCUUAGAUGUUUUCCUUUACGAAAAAGGGUAUGGAAAAGACGCAGCAGCUAUUGCGAAGGAAGCCAUUGCGUAUGCAAAGAAAGAAAAUUUCCAUGUUAUACUGAUCGAUACUGCUGGGAGAAUGCAAGAUAAUGAGCCCCUCAUGAGAUCGUUAGGGAAACUUAUUUUGAUAAAUAACCCUGAUUUUAUUUUAUUUGUUGGCGAAGCAUUAGUUGGUAAUGAUGCCAUUGAUCAGCUGAAGAAGUUCAACCAAGCGUUAACCGAUGCUACGUGUAACGCUAACAAGAGGACCAUCGAUGGAAUUCUCCUCACCAAAUUUGACACCGUCGAUGACAAAGUGGGCACGGCCCUUUCCAUGGUAUACCUCACGGGAAAGCCCAUCGUCUUCGUCGGCAUCGGUCAGAAGUACACCCACUUGAAGAAGUUCAACGUUAAUAUGGUCGUCAAGGCGUUGAGCUAG